UUCUCCGCCGCUAAUCACCGAGGGAACAGCUGGGAUCCCGCACGCAGGCCGCCAAUCAAUUGUCACUUCAUUUUUAUCGGAGUGGCGGCGACGGCGGCGGCGGGGUGAGAGGCGGAAGGGCCUGUAGUGCGUGUGUCUGGUGAGAGUAGGGUGGCCGGUGCUCCGGUGCCGCCCCGCCAUCACCACUGCCAUCACGACGCCUCCUCGCGCGCACAGUGGCUACCACCAAGUACCCUUGGUACCUCACGCCCUACAGCCUCUAUGAGCUAAGUAUGAGAGGGAGUGGCAAGCGCAAAGUGGGUCCGGAUAACGAGGAUGGGGAGGAAGAAGGUGGAGGAGGUGGUGGCGGCGGCAGUGGAGGAGGUGGAGGAGGUGGAGGGGGAGGAGGAGGCGGUGGAAGUGGAGGUGGUGGUGGAGGCGGAGGUGCCAGGAAGGAAAGGGACAUGGAUCUGCCGCCGAUGCCCAAGAGGCCUUCCCUUGUCUCUAUCGACAGCGAAGACGAGAACAAGAUGGUGGAGGUGAAAACAGGGAUCUGCGGGCUCGAUCCUACCACAGGGAAGGGGAAGCAGAUCCACCUUAUCCAGAUGUUGCUGCUUCCCUUCGUCCCUAUCAUGGCGCUCAUCAUCCAGAACUCUAUCAACAUGGUCAGCAUCCUCGAAUACCAACACGACAUGCAGGAAACCAUCGACCAGGUUCAGAUCAGCACGGGUCUUGGUAACGUGACAGAGGCCUUGCAGUCUGAGAGGGCCGAGAUCGCCUUCUACCUCUUUACUAACGGCUCCAUCAUUCGCCGCAACCUGUCCGAGCACUUCGCCUACACCAACUCCCUUAUCGAGAACCUCAAGUGGCCCGCCUUCAGGAUCGACGACCACCUCUUCCAGAAUAAGAUCUUGUUUCGCAUUCGCCUGGACGACUUCCGCGACAAGAUCACACGUUUCGACACACCCAACAUCGAGGCGGGCAUUGCCUUUUACAACCGAGCCAACUACAUCUUCCUUGACCAGCUAACGCGUGAGAUCAAGGAGAAGGACGCCUCAGGAGUUUGGCGGCCACUGCUCGCCUACAAGAACAUGAUUCGCGCCAUCGAGCAUCUUGGCAUCUCGAUGGUGUUUGGCGAACAGUACUUCGGCCGCGGGGAUCUCGACCAGAGCUCCUACAUCGCCUUUGUUACAAACGACGCCCUUGGCCAGGACUUUCUGAACGCGUCACAGAAUUUCGCCUUCUGGAUAAGCACGCGAUACAAGGCGCUGCAGAAGGAUUACCCGUGGUACUCCAACAUCACCCGCCGCAGACUAGAGAUCCUGGGAAGGGAGAAGAUACAACCAGAUUUUGAGAAGGCCACCGAGUAUUUCUACGCCAUGCUGGGAUAUCUGGACGCCCUGCAGAAGAUCCAGUACGAGAUCAGAAAGACGAUCCAGCACACCAUCGUGAAGGAGAUGCUAGCGUCCAACAGCCACGUGGUGAUUGGUAUCGCGCUCCUCGCCGUGGUGCUCAUCAUCUCACCUGUUAUCAUUAUUCUGGUGCGCAUGAUCACCAGGACGCUGCAGGCCUUCUCAGAGACGCUGCUACACAAGACUCACGAGUUGAGGUUCGAGAAGAAGAGAUCGGACAAGCUGCUAUACCAGAUGCUGCCGAGUAGUGUGGCGCAGCAGCUCAGGAUACACAAGACAGUACCUGCCGAGACCUUUUCCUCCAUCACCAUUUACUUCAGUGACAUCGUGGGCUUCUCUGAGAUGGCCUAUCAGAGUACACCAAUGCAGGUGAUCUCCCUCAUGAACGUGUUGUACAAGAUGUUCGACUGCCGUAUAGACUGUUAUGACGUGUACAAGAUCGAGACCAUCGGGGACGCCUACAUGGUGGCCUCGGGACUCCACAUGAGGAAGAAAGGUAAGGACCACGCCGCCGAGAUCGCCGCCAUGGCCAUCGACCUUCUGCACGGGACGGAGAACUUCGUCAUUCCUCACAUGCCCGGCGAGAGACUCAAGAUCCGCAUCGGCAUCCACACGGGCCCUGCGGUAGCCGGCGUCAUCUGCACCAAGACACCACGCUACUGUCUCUUUGGGGACUCCGUUAUCCUCGCUGCUAAGAUAGAGUCAUCAGGCCUGCCAUUCAAAAUCCACAUUUCCCAAGACACCAAGGACAGUUUGGAUCGCGUCGGCGGAUUCAUCGUUAAACUGAGAGGAGAACUUGACGUAAAGGGACGAGGAGUGAUGGACACAUACUGGCUGACGGGGAAGCACGGUGUCCUGCCUGACCGCCGUCCUUGCUCAGGGAAAGAGGAGGACAUGGGGUUUAUGGCCGACAACGCCUACUCUGAGUCAGGCCGCCGCCCCAAGGAGGAGGCCAAGCACCCGUCCUCCUUCGCCAAAACAUUAGGGCUGUUCAGGGAGAUACUUGGAUGAGACUCGGAGAACGUUGUUAGGAAACCAUAUCACAGGCUGUUCGUUUAUCGGUAGUUACCACGAAAGGACUGUGUGCAGCUGUCCUGUUUAUUAUUAUUGGUGGUGGUGUUAUUAUUGUUAUUAUUUGUGUUAUUAUUAUCAUUGUUAUUAUC
Portunus trituberculatus (swimming crab) is the source of this 2554-nucleotide messenger RNA. RefSeq lists its product as uncharacterized. Gene Ontology annotation, biological process: cGMP biosynthetic process; intracellular signal transduction; receptor guanylyl cyclase signaling pathway. Lineage: Eukaryota; Metazoa; Arthropoda; Malacostraca; Decapoda; Portunidae. Bases 273 to 2402 code for a protein of 709 amino acids. The record is from RefSeq and is a predicted model, not a curated record. The transcript is spliced from 10 exons. Gene Ontology annotation, molecular function: guanylate cyclase activity; peptide receptor activity.